Messenger RNA from Helianthus annuus (common sunflower), 561 nucleotides. RefSeq lists its product as uncharacterized. The record is from RefSeq and is a predicted model, not a curated record. The transcript has a single exon. Lineage: Eukaryota; Viridiplantae; Streptophyta; Magnoliopsida; Asterales; Asteraceae. Bases 1 to 561 code for a protein of 186 amino acids.
AUGACAUUUAAGAUGGUGUGGUUUCCGCAGGCAAUUCCAAGACACUCAUUUCUGGUGUGGCUCCUUAUUCAUAGAAAACUGAAAACACAAGACAUUAUGAGUAAAUGGAACUCCUCGGGUAAUGCUAAUUUCAGUCUGUUAUGUUGCUCUUUAUGCACGUUGGGGACGGACUCGCAUGGCCAUUUGUUUUUCGAAUGUAAUUAUGCGAAUCAAAUAUGGAUUGGAAUUAGGGAUAAAGCUGGUAUGGGAAUGGUUCAGAAUAAAUGGGAUGAUAUUUUUGAUUACCUGGUGGGUAUCGCGCACUCUAAGAUGGCUGAGCAUGUGAUUGCUAAGCUUGUGGUAAAUGCGACGGCAUACUUUGUUUGGGAAGAAAGAAACAGGCGUCUCUUUACAAACAAACGAAGAAGUAAGGACAAGGACCAGCUGAUUCAGGUAAUCUUGACGACUGUUCAAAUGAAGUUAACGACUAUGAAGUUCAAGAGUACAAUUCAGGUGGCUCAAGUUUUGCAAGAUUGGAGUUUACCUCGUGGUCUCCUUGUAGCGGAUGAUGAUAGCGGCUGA